UUGAUCAUUGGCUUCUCUGCUGGGCAAAUACAGCUGAUUGAUCCCUUCCAAAAGGAAUUACAAGUGAGUCGAUUAUACAAUGAAGACAGGCUGGUCGACGGCACGGCGGUCACGUGCCUGAAAUGGGUCCCCGGUCAACCGCAGUGUUUUUUAGCGGCUCAUGCUAGUGGCAAUGCAUAUCUCUAUAACGAAGAAUUAUCCUGCAACGCAACGCCUCCUGUCUACCAAAUAUUUAAACAG
Gongylonema pulchrum is the source of this 240-nucleotide messenger RNA. The record is from the annotation of a GenBank genome assembly. NCBI's taxonomy places the organism in Eukaryota, Metazoa, Nematoda, Chromadorea, Rhabditida, Gongylonematidae.